Acanthoscelides obtectus is the source of this 789-nucleotide messenger RNA. Lineage: Eukaryota; Metazoa; Arthropoda; Insecta; Coleoptera; Chrysomelidae. The record is from the annotation of a GenBank genome assembly.
AUGGAGUCGUAUUCGAUUGAAGACCGCAUUAAAGUUAUUCAAGAGCACUACAAAAAUGGUGCAAAAAUAAAAGACACGUUUCGCGCGCUUCGUGAACAUUUCGGUCGCAACAACCGCCCAAACGAAACAACCAUCGGUCGUCUGGUGUGUAAAUUCGAGGCAGCAGGUUCUGUGGCAAAUCUGCCAGGCUCUGGCCGGCCAAGGAGCGUUCGCACAGCGGAGAAUAUUGCUGUUGUGAAGGAGAGUGUGAGAGACGAUCCGAAACAAUCAACAACGCGUCGAUCCCAAGAAUUGGGCAUUUCGAGAACCAGUUUGCUCCGCAUUCUCCACAAGGAUUUGAAUUAUCAAGAGCAGCCGAUGCAUCCUCAAAAAGUGACUCGAUAUCACGUGAUGAUAGAGGACUAUUUUUUGCCGCAACUUGAAGGAAUGGAUAUGGACGAUGUGUAUUUCCAACAAGACGGUGCAUCAUGCCUCACAACCAACGUCAAUAUCCAUCGAUUGCAGUCCUUCUUCGGUGAUCGCGUGAUUUCGCGCAGAGGAAAUGUGCCAUGGCCACCAAGAUCGUGCGAUUUGACUCACUUGGACUUCUUUUUAUGGGGAUAUUUGAAAAGCAAAGUCUACGUCAACAAACCAGCCACCAUCCAAGAACUCAAAAACAACAUCACUGCCGAGAUAAAUGCCAUAGAACCGACCAUGUUGCAAAAUGUCAUUGAAAAUUUCGACCAUCGCGUGGACGUCUGUAAAUCCAGUCGUGGUGAACAUUUGAUCGAUAUUAUUUUUCACACAUAA